Molecule: messenger RNA, 726 nt
Organism: Colletotrichum graminicola M1.001
Lineage: Eukaryota; Fungi; Ascomycota; Sordariomycetes; Glomerellales; Glomerellaceae
Product: haloacid dehalogenase-like hydrolase
Exons: 2
Coding region: 1-726 (241 amino acids)
Source: RefSeq, a predicted model, not a curated record
AUGGUUUCCAACAAGAAUGUCGUCUUUGACGUGGUCGGCACGCUAGUCUCGUACGAGUACAUCUUCGAGGCCAUCGACCAACGGCUCGGCGAGAAGCUCCGGGCCCAGGGCAUCAAGCCCAGGCUCCUCGGGUGGUGCUGGCUGGAGGUGGCCGAGCGCGAGUUCACUUACCUCGCCAUAUCGGGGCGCUACGCAGUAUUCAACACCGUCUUCGCGGGCCUGUUCUAUCGGUGCCUGCACUACGCCGGCAUCGAGGAGCCUCGGUCGUUUGCGAGCGAGGAAGACGUGGCCUGGCUGGUGGCCGAGUACAAGAACCUUUACUUGCGAGACGGGGCCGCCGAGUGCAUCGCCAAGCUUCGGGCUGCCGGCUUCACCGUCUGGUGCUUCACGACCGGGGACGCCGCCCGCGUGGGAGGCUACUUUGCCCGGGGCGGGGUCGACUUGCCGGCCGAGAACCUGAUUUCGUGCGACUCUCUGGGGCUGGCCAAGCCGAACCCGGAGGCGUAUGCCCCGAUUCUCGCAAAGCUAUCCGGCGGCGGCGGCAAGCCCUGGUUCGCGGCGGCGCAUUUGUGGGAUGCGUCAGCGGCAAAGACGUACGGGUUCAAAGCGGCAUACUGCACUGCCAUGGAAGGCGAGGAGCUACCCGAAAUCUUCGGAGAGGUGGAUGUAGUAGCAGAUACACUGCCCGCGAUGGCGGACAAGCUCAUCGCCGCUUCUGAGAAGUAG